Microdochium trichocladiopsis is the source of this 3078-nucleotide messenger RNA. RefSeq lists its product as uncharacterized. The transcript has 5 exons. Gene Ontology annotation, biological process: transcription by RNA polymerase III. Gene Ontology annotation, molecular function: protein binding. The record is from RefSeq and is a predicted model, not a curated record. Lineage: Eukaryota; Fungi; Ascomycota; Sordariomycetes; Xylariales; Microdochiaceae. Gene Ontology annotation, cellular component: transcription factor TFIIIC complex. Bases 1 to 3078 code for a protein of 1025 amino acids.
AUGUACGAUGUUGGGCAAGAUGUCCCCUUGGGUCUUGGGCCUGUUCCGCGAAGGCGAGGUCGUGGCGGGGCAUAUGGCGGCCGCUCGUCACGAGGUGGCCGCAGUGCCGGACGUGGUGACGGCGCGACGUCCAUAGACGCAACGGUCCGCGUGGUGAAGAAGCGCGGCCCUCGCAAGGCAGCCGAGCCGACUGGAGACAUCAAGCUGCGCCUCAACACGGCAUCGACGCUGUACCUCGAGGGCCGCGUCGACGAGGCAAUCGAGAUAGUCGAGGACGCGAUCCGCAUCAACGCCGAGAUCCACCGCGCCUGGGUGCUGCUCGCGCAGCUCUUUGAGGAGCGCGGCGACUACCGCAAGGGCCUGACGGCACGCAUCUGGGCGUGCCAGCUCGAGCCGAAGAAUUUCGACCAGUGGCUAGAGUGCGCACAACGCGCGAUCGAGCUGCGCGAGGACUUCCCCGACGACGCAGAUGAGAUCACAAAGCAGGCCAUCCAGUGCUACUCGGGCGUGCUCAAGGGCGAUGUCAACCACCGCGGGGCACGCUAUGGGCGCGCUGCCCUCACCAUGGAGCGCGGCGGCAUCAAGGGUGCGUGCCGCGAUUACGAGUUCCUGGUCAAGCGAGAUUUCACAGAUCUUUACGCGUUGCGGAGUUGGGCAGAGACUGCAGUCUUGCUGGCGGAGUCGAGCAGGGCAAGCGUCGCGCGCAAGUACGAGGCCGUCAUUGAGGACGUCAUUGCGUCGUAUCGCCAGGCAAUUACGCACUAUCGGCAGUCGGGCUUCGAGCAGGUCAACGCUUUCGACUGGGAAAGCCUUACCGUGCUGGUCGAGCUGCUCAUCUACGUCAAGAAGUUCGCCGAGGCUGCUUACGAGCUCAAGUUCCUUUCGCGCUGGCUGCUGCAGCGCGACGACGAGACGUUCUGGGACGACUGGCCGGACGAUGAUCGGGAAUGGGACGAGGACAAUACACGGAGGAUCGCCGUGGAAGGCUUUCAGCCUGGACGGCAUCCGAUAUCAUCCUAUGGUGCUGGACUGCCACUUUCGCUAAGGACGAAGCUUGCGGUGAUACGCUUAGAGUUGCGCCACGAGGAAGAGGCCACGCGACAUCUUCAAUGGCUAGAUCCGUUCGGCUCCAAUGCCAUGGAGCUCUUUUCCCAACACUCGCACCUCCUGGUCGAGAUAGCGGGGACGUUGUACGAGGUCGGCAAGAUCCAGAUGGCACUGCAGUACUACGAGCCGCUCCUGAACAACCCCGAGAAUCUCGACGGCCGCUCCAUGUAUCGUGCUGGCAAGUGCUUCCUGGAGAUCAACGAUAAUCGUCGCGCGGAAGAGUGCUUCGCAGCAGCAAUCGAGUCAGAUGAGAGCAACGACCAGGCGUCUAUCGAUGCCCGCUAUGAGCUGGCCAAGAUGUACGAGGCUGUGCGCGAGGAGAGGGAGGCGUUGAUCUUGGUCACAGAAGCUAUGAACAUGGCCCAAGCGCGGGAUGCCGACUACGAAGACGACGGCCAGGAUGAUGAUGACGAAGACGACGACGACGAUGACGAGAACGGCGACAGGGAAAGGCGUGCACGAAAGAGGAAGGCAAAGAAGACGCACCAAGUCAGACAAGCGACGAGAAGACUUGGUGGCGAGAAGCCUAAACCUAGGGCACGCCGGCUGCCGGGAGCUUCUGCAGGAGGUGCGACUAAGAGACACCGCCCGCGUGUGUUUGCGCGCCGCGAAGAGCUCGAGAGGGAGCAGCUGCUCAGAUCGGCGGAGUUGGCCGAGAAGUGGCGGAUCGUGCGCGAGUGUCGCGAGCAGUUUGGCUCGAGCAGACCAACGGGCCCGCCCGCGCCGCUCAUGGCGGCUGCACGCGAGUUGAUUGAGGAUUUUCAGUCGAACAAGCAGUUUUACUCGUGGGAGCGAUAUCUCGGCCACAUUGGCUUGAAGCAGGAUGACCGGAAGGGCGUGACCAAGAGCACGAAUCUCAUGGAGAUGGCGGAACGGUUAUCCCACACACUGGAUCCAGAGUCAGAGAAUGCGUCUAGGCCACUCGGGGAUCGCGUAGGCUUUGCCUACCGAGGUGUGCCUUUCAACGAGUGGCUAGACUUGUUCUUGGAGUAUGCCACGGGACUCGCACACGCCGGCAAGUAUCAGCAGGCGUAUAGUGUCUGCGAGUCGGCUCGAGAUGCCGUCAUGUUUUCGAACUCAAAGGAUGACCUCUUUGUCAUCCACGUAGCAUGGGCAGCCUGCGCACUCCGUGCACGAGACGAAGAGACCUGCGUGGCUAUUGCCCGAUAUUUCAUGCGCAACAACCAAUUCGACACGGACCCAUUCCGGCUAUUCUCGGCCGUGUCGCGCCUGUGUCCAUCGCCGGCGUCUUGGUACGCCUCGGGCCCUGUCCAGAAGUACAUGCUGCGGCAGAUCAAAAUGAUGGAUCGAGCCGUGUCCGGUGGGAAACUGAAUCCCAAAUGGAGCCACAACAGAAGCAAUGACAACGAUGAUGGUGGUGACGGCCAGAGGUCGUAUCCCAGCAAGGAACUCGACGUCACGCUGCUGACCCUAUAUGGUCACGUCCUGUUCAUUUCGAACAGCUUUACUUACGCAUUGAAUUAUUUCCAGCGUGCCUAUGCCGUCGACCCGAACAACCCAAUGAUCAUCCUCAGCAUAGGCCAGUGCUACGUGCACUACGCGCUCAAGCGCCAGUCCGAGAACCGACAGUACAUUAUCGCGCAGGGCUUCAUGUUCCUGCAUCAGUACUACGACAUGCGCACAAAGCCCUCGUCGUCGUCGUCACCGGGCUCCAAGGAAGCGACCCCCGCACAGCGCCAGGAGGCACACUACAACCUCGCCAGAACAUACCACGCCGUGGGACUGCCGCACCUGGCGGUCGAGUACUACCUCCGCGUGCUGCGCGAUGUGCCCCCUCCCCCGGCCACGCCUGCUGCUCGAGAAGGAGAGGACGGAGGAGGAGCAGCAGCAGAUAUCAUGGGCACGGCCGACCUGUCCAAGGAGGCUGCGUUCAACUUGCAGCAGAUCUGCUUCGUGGGUGGAGACCUGCAGGGGAUGCGGGAGAUUGGAGAGAAGUAUCUCGCUCUGUAG